CUUAAACCCGGGACAGACAAUCCAGCCUCUGUUCCGGAUCCUGUCGUGAGAGACAGUCCCAGCUACAAAGUUACGGCCAGCAGCCCCUCCAGGGCUCAGCCUCUCUUCUGUUACCUUGUCCUGCUUUAACUUGGAGCACUUGAAUUUGUCUUUCUAGGUGCUUCGUGGAAGGGCCACCCUGGCUACAGUGUCGCUGCUUGGAAGAUGUGAACUGUUAAAACGCAUUUGCCAUAGAAACAGGCAGGCACUGAGAGUUCCUGAGGCUGAGGGCUUCGAAGGCCUUGGAAAACUGAAAGUUACUAUGUGAUUUUGCAGUAUCAGGUAGGAAAAAUACAAGCUGGGAUGAUCUGAUUCUGAGACACCUCCAAAAAUCUUUAAUCCACUGCUGUAUAAUUCACAAGGUGUGACCAUUACAUGAGACUAGUUUUUAUUGUCUGACUUGUGGAAGCAGAGAAGUGGCCCUAGUGGAACAUGCUUUACUUUGCAGAAAAAAUCUUUUCAUGGUCCCUGAAUCAGUAUUGUAGUUAUAGAGUAUAGACAAGCAUGCUUCCUAAUGGUGUAAAAAUGAGUGACCGUUACUUAGAACAAAGAAUUCAUAUCAAACUCUGUGUAAAGCUAAACAAAUCUGCCAGUGAGACACUUGAAAUGUUAAAAGAAGCUUAUGGGGAUGAAGUAAUGUCAAGAGCAAGAGUUUUUGACUGGCACAAAAGAUUUAAGGAAGGUAGGGAUGAUGUCCAUGAUGAUGCACGGAGUGGUCGACCAAUCACCCACAGGACCAAUGAAAAUGUUGAGAAGGUUAGAGAUUUGGUUCGUUCUAAUAGCCGAUUAACUGUAAGAAUGAUGGCUGAAAAGUUAUCUUUAGAUAAAGAGACGGUUAGACUUAUUUUGAAGGAGAACUUGAAUAUGAGAAAAGUUUCUGGGGAAAUUGUGCCUUGUACAGUUUCAGUGGAUGAUGGUAGUGAGGGAGAACUGAAGUAGAGGAGUGCAACAAUUUUCCAUUGGAAUUUGUAGGAUUAAUUUAACUUUCAGAGGUUUUUGCCUUACUCCGUUAAAUUUCAUUGCUUAAUAGAAACUUAAGCUAAAAUAAGCUUGACCAUCUCCAAACAUUGUCAUUAGGUUUUACUGGUAUGAAAUGUGAAGAAGGUAUAAAUGAAACAUGAAAGCAGUGAUGAUAUCAUGGAGUUGGCACCUCCUAGUUUAUCAUAGUGGAAGAACUAGAUUUUUAAAAAAUUUUUUCUUUUGCAUGGGAUGGUUUUGCCUCAUUGCUAAGAUUUAGCCCAUAGGUCUGAAAGGUGGGUACCUGGUAGCUUAAGGGUGAACCAGGACAUCUUUAAACAUAAGAGUAGUAGGAGAGCAGAUUCACCAGGUCUAUACAUAUCUGAAGAAAAUGCUGUUGGCAGAGAAGGAAUGAAAGCUCACCUUAUGACAGGACAGUGAUUGAAGCAAACCAGCAAGAGUAGGAUACCAUGAAAAAGCUGUUGGAAAAAGGUAGGAAAGGGCUUUGGCAAAAAAAAAAAAUGAUUGCAAUUUUAGUUUGAAAUUAACUAGUAGACCCCUGAUUAUGUGAAUUUCAGGCUUAGCUACUGAAAGUUCCCUAAGUUACUUGAAUCCAAAAUCUCUUCUGAUGCUUUUCUUCUGGGAAAUGAAAUUUGUUUAGUGGAAAGAUUAAUUCAGGAUUGAUAGGCAACUAAUACUUUGAACUCUCUCAUGGUUGGCAUAAGGCCUAAAUUCUUCAAAGCUAAAAAAAAAAAAAUGCUAAGUGACAAUGCUGCUAUAAAUGUUGAUGAAGCCACAGUGACUUCAAGACAGCUUUAAUAGAGUAGUUAGUAAUUAAUGCCAUAUAGUUGACAUAUAGCUAAGAUUUGGUAGAUUGUAAGAGUCUAAGACUAAUUCAUUAAGUUAUAUCAAUAAAUUGUCUUCCAUUAGUUCCUUUUAAUUUAAAAAUUUGGUUGAAUGAAUUAGUAUAUUAGUAUCAGUCAAGCAGAAAACCUGUUUCUCAUAAAAUCACUAUUGACCAUAGAAAUUGACGUUUUCAUAAUUGUUCCAUGUCAAAUUUACUCUUUUGGAUCAACCAGUAGUUUUGAAAGGGAAUGGAGAGGAAGAAUAAUAAUCAGUUUCUUAAUGUUAUGGAUUACUGUUCUAAGAUGUUGGAAAUAUUUCAGAUGAAGAGGCCGUAGGACUUGCAAUCAGAAUUAUAUAGUAGCUGAGCACGGAACACUAGAAAUUAUCAAGGAAUUUACCAUCUGUUAGUUUUAGUCUUCAGGUAAAUACUUAAUGCUGAAAUGUUAAUGAUUCAUGACUUUUUCAUUACACCAAUGACAUCAGUUAAUGGCUUCCCUUGAGCUUCACUAAUAGAUCAUCAGAAUAUCUGGGGAGUGUUGUAGAAUUACAGUUGGUCUACUAGGGAUUGAAAUUCACAACUCACAAAUUGGAAGACAGCAAAGUAAAUGAGGUUUAUGAGGAAGGCAUGACUUUUAAAAAUUACAGUCUGGGAGAGAUAACAACAAUAAAGCCUACAAUCCAAAAUGGUAGGAACUAAUAAUUGUUUGUUAUUGUAUUUUAGCUUGACCUUGUUUUGGUUAGCAAGGUUAUUGUAUAAAGUAUAUAAAAGUAACAAAUCACAAACUGCUAUUUAAAAUUGUCAUUAGUUAAUUGUUAAUAUCUACAUAUUUAUCAUUGCUAGAUAUAUGUCACUGCUAGAUCUUAGUCCAAUCACAUUUUUCCUUCCUGACAUAAGGUGCAAUGCUAUGUUAUGCUUAUGUUACUGCUUUGUUUUUUUAAUUUGAGACAGUACAGAUUGAUUUUGUUCAAGGAUUGAAACACUAACAAUGAAGUUUUCUAGACGAUUAUUCCACUACUAACCUCUUGGUCUCCUUAGGCUUCUGACCUCUUCCUUACCCUCUUACAUCUAGUUAAUUGCCUUCAUUGAAACCAUAAAACAUCUGUACUUUAGCAGCCUUUUUGUAACCUUCAUUUUUCCAUUAUAACUUUAUGUUCUUUUCGCAAAGACCGGGUAAAAGUAAAUGUUGUUCCCUCUCAGCUGUUGUUAACAAAACUACCUAUUGUUUUAAAUAGUGCUGUUCCUCUUAUUUCUGUCAGACCCAUGUCACUACUCUUUAGACAUAACUAUGCGUCCUGAACAAACUACCCAUUUUCUUACCCAGGCACAAUUUAUCCUUAGUAUAUAACAAAUAACCUUUGCAAACAAAUCUCUGCAAUUAUAGUUGUAUGCAUGUCUAUGUAUGUUAUGUUCAUAGCCUUUCUAAGAACUAACAGAUUAUAAUUCCCCAUAAUGUCUACAUGAUAUAUUGUGUAUAUUGAAUAGUCUUGACUAGUCCUUUUCAUGACUUCUAUUCAUGGUGCCUUCACUUGAGGUUUGUGCUUUUUGAUGUGUCAAACCUAUUAAAUGUAAUAUAAAAAUUUGAGCUUACACACUUACGAAUUUAAAUUUAAGUUGGCAUGAAAAGGUAAUAGCAAGUGAGUCCAAAUUUUUCGAUAACUAGAUAUUGUAUAAUUUAUUGUGAGUGAAUGAUUCAUUUUUAAAGUGUUUACUGUGUACAAGGCACUGGGCCAUCCUUUAUCUUAAGGAAGACCAUAUCGUUAAGUAAAGGAAAAUUAUAUUAGAAUAAUUAGAGGCUUGAAAUGCUUACCGGUUAUACUUAAAAUUGUUGGAAAAAUACUGUAAAACAGUACUAGAAGUAUUCCGAUCAUUUGAGGGAUGAGUAUGGCAAUCUAUCCCUAAGCCUUUACUAUUUUACACAAAGUAGUGUCCAUUCACUACUAAGCUGUCGCAGGAUAAAUGGCACAAAUCUAGUAAGAAUUUUUUUUUCCCCACGGACUUUCCUUAACUGGUUUUAGGUGCAACCAUUAUUCAGUUAGGGGCUUUUUACUUAGUACUAACAUGUUUGUCAUAUUCUAAACCUGUUAAAUAUCCAUUUAGCUUAUGGAAACAUUGUAGAGUUUAUAUGUUUAGGAACUAAUUUACAUUAAGUUUUGCACCUUGUCAUAAUUACAUGAAUUUUUUUUCAUAUUUUCUUAAGACUGAUACCUAUUGCUAGUGAUAUUUUGUAGCUAAGAAAUGCCUGUUGCACACUCUCAAAUUCACCUUUUGGGAAGGAGAGAGCAUGGAAACUGUUUAAUUGUAAUGAAAUAACAAUAAAACUUCUAUAAGAGA
This is a messenger RNA of Vombatus ursinus (common wombat), 4174 nucleotides long. Its product is annotated as protein GVQW3-like. Bases 544 to 978 code for a protein of 144 amino acids. The transcript has 2 exons. NCBI's taxonomy places the organism in Eukaryota, Metazoa, Chordata, Mammalia, Diprotodontia, Vombatidae. The record is from RefSeq and is a predicted model, not a curated record.